Lathyrus sativus (Indian pea) is the source of this 1962-nucleotide messenger RNA. Lineage: Eukaryota; Viridiplantae; Streptophyta; Magnoliopsida; Fabales; Fabaceae. The record is from the annotation of a GenBank genome assembly.
AUGAGUGAGGUUCUUAGUGAUGAAGCUGUGGCAAAGACAAUGGAGGAAAUAAAAAGUAACAAUGAUAGUAUUCUUCCACAACAUAUUCACAAAGUUUCAUCUCCUCCUAAGCAAUCACUUUUCCAAGAUAUCAAACAUAAUUUCAAUGAAACUUUCUUCUCAGAUGACCCUUUUGGCAAGUUUAAGAACCAAACAGGAUCAAGAAGGUUUGUUCUUGGACUAGAAUCUGUUUUCCCGAUUUUCGAGUGGGGAAGAGAUUACAAUCUUAAGAGUUUCAAGGGUGAUUUGAUUGCUGGACUCACCAUUGCAAGUCUGUGCAUUCCUCAGGAUAUUGCAUAUGCAAAUCUUGCAAAUUUGGAACCACAGUAUGGACUAUAUACAAGUUUUGUUGCUCCUCUUGUGUAUGCUUUCAUGGGAAGUUCAAGAGAUAUUGCUAUAGGACCAGUAGCUGUGGUGUCUCUCUUGCUUGGCACCUUGCUGACAGAUGAAAUCCCUAACUUCAAAAGUCAUGAAUAUCUUCGUCUUGUAUUUACCGCGACUUUCUUUGCAGGAAUUACUCAAAUGGCACUUGGACUUUUAAGGCUCGGUUUCUUGAUUGAUUUCCUAUCUCAUGCUGCCAUUGUUGGAUUCAUGGGUGGAGCUGCCAUUACUAUUGCACUCCAACAGCUUAAAGGUCUUCUUGGCAUAAAACAAUUCACUAAGAAAACUGAUAUUGUUUCUGUCAUGAGAUCGGUUUUUAGUGCAGCCCACCACGGCUGGAAUUGGGAGACAAUAGUAAUGGGAGUAUCAUUCUUGGCUUUCCUUCUUACAACAAAGUAUAUUGCUAAGAAGAAAAAGAAUCUCUUUUGGGUGGCUGCAAUUUCUCCUAUGAUAUGUGUUAUUGUUUCUACUUUUUGUGUUUACAUUACAAGGGCAGAUAAACAAGGAGUAGCAAUUGUAAAACAUAUAAGACAGGGUGUGAAUCCAUCAUCUGUUUAUGAGAUAUAUUUCAGUGGAAAAUAUUUAAGUGCUGGUGUUAGGAUUGGUGUGAUAUCCGGCAUGGUAGCGCUCACGGAAGCUGUGGCCAUUGGAAGAACAUUUGCUGCUAUGAAAGACUAUUCGAUAGAUGGCAACCGAGAAAUGGUGGCAUUGGGAACAAUGAACGUAAUCGGUUCGAUGACAUCUUGUUAUGUGGCUACCGGAUCAUUUUCGCGGUCGGCUGUGAACUAUAUGGCUGGUUGUAAAACUGCUGUAUCAAACAUAGUUAUGUCCAUAGUGUUGUUGUUAACUCUGUUGGUGAUUACGCCGCUAUUCAAGUACACUCCGAAUGCAGUGCUUGCAUCAAUUAUCAUAGCCGCUGUGAUGAGCCUUAUCGAUAUUAAGGCAGUUAUUCUUCUUUGGAAGAUCGACAAAUUCGACUUUCUAGCUUGCAUGGGAGCCUUCUUCGGUGUCAUCUUUCAAAGUGUAGAGAUUGGCCUUCUAAUCGCAGUGGCAAUAUCUUUUGCGAAAAUACUUUUACAAGUGACGAGGCCAAGGACCGCGAUACUUGGGAAGCUUCCAGGGACAACUAUUUAUAGAAACAUCCUGCAAUAUCCCAAAGCAUCUCAGAUUCCCGGCAUGCUCAUCGUCAGGGUUGAUUCCGCAAUCUAUUUCUCAAACUCCAACUACAUCAAGGACAGAAUAUUGAAGUGGCUCGCGGAUGAAGAGAUUCAAAGAACAUCGAGUGAAUUUCGUAGUAUACAGUAUCUCAUCGUUGAAAUGUCGCCUGUUACUGAUAUUGAUACUAGUGGCAUUCAUGCCUUUGAAGAUUUAAUCAAGAGCCUCGAGAAAAGAGAUAUUCAGCUUCUAUUGGCGAACCCGGGAACAAUUGUAAUAGAGAAGCUUCAUGCAUCGGCGUUAUCAGGCUUAAUUGGAGAAGAUAAAAUAUUUCUAACAGUAGGUGAUGCUGUUGCAACUUUUGGUCCAAAAGGUGCAGAUUUAUGA